Molecule: messenger RNA, 1357 nt
Organism: Paramormyrops kingsleyae
Lineage: Eukaryota; Metazoa; Chordata; Actinopteri; Osteoglossiformes; Mormyridae
Product: germ cell-specific gene 1-like protein
Cellular component (GO): plasma membrane
Source: RefSeq, a predicted model, not a curated record
CCCUGAAACAGUAAGUGUUCAUGAAGAAAGAACCACUGCCUUUGAUUCCUGGAAGGGUUAACAUGAAGUUCAAGGAUUAUGUUAAUAUCAGGCAUGCUUUGCGAGAUCCGUGCAAUAGCAAGUUCACUUGCAACUGCGAUGCUUAGGUGGUAUGUCUGAGUGAGCUAUUAUCUCCUCAGCUAUUAUCAUGUGUUAUUUCAGAUAUUAAUGCGCUGAAUACAUCAUGCCCAUGCCAUUUUAAUGAGAAACUCCCAGACACUGCCGUCUCCUUCUGCUUUAGACUUGACAUUGAUGAACUUUUUUAAGUGCACACAUCUAGACGAUGAAGACCACUAGAAAAUGCAGGGCGUUGCUGUCCGUCAGUCUGAAUUUGGUGGCUCUUUUCUUUUCUACCACGGCUUUUAUAACCACUUACUGGUGCGAGGGCACCCAGAAGGUCCUCAAGCCCAAAUGCAGCAAAAACAGGCUCCGCAAUUGCAUCGAAUAUGGCGUGAACGACACGGAUCAGAGCAAAGUUCGCUAUAGCUGGGAGACGGGGGACGACCGCUUCUUCUUCAAGUAUUUCCAUACCGGAAUAUGGUACUCCUGUGAGGAGGACAUCAACGGAGGAGGUGAGAACUGCAGGAGCUUUAUUGACCUGGCCCCAGCCUCGGAAAGGGGUGUCCUCUGGUUGUCUGUGGUGUCUGAGGUCUUGUACAUCAUGCUGCUGGUCGUCGGCUUCAGCCUUAUGUGCCUGGAGCUUUUUCACUCCAGCGACGUGAUAGAUGGACUCAAGCUGAACGCCUUCGCCGCCGUCUUCACUGUUCUGUCAGGACUCUUGGGAAUGGUGGCCCAUAUGAUGUACACGCAAGUCUUUCAAGUCACAGUUAGCCUCGGACCAGAAGACUGGAGGCCACACAGCUGGGACUAUGGCUGGUCUUUCUGUUUGGCCUGGGGCUCCUUCACCUGCUGCAUGGCGGCCUCCGUCACCACCCUCAACUCCUACACAAAGACCGUCAUGGAGUUCAGGCACAAGCACAAGCUGUAUGAGCAUGGCAUCCAUGAGGAGCAGGCCGUUGUCGAGCCAGAGCCUUUCAGCUACUUCCAGGAGAGGCCGGUCCAGUCUGUCUCCAGUGCCGUGGAGGUUUUCCAGCAGCAAGCCAGCGGUGGCGUAAGACUGCUGGCAUCCACAGUAGCGGCAGAUGUCGGGGAGAUCCCAGAGUCUCUGAGUGAAGAGCAGUGCUGAGAGAGCAGGACCUCACCCAUCUCCAUGAGAGUAGAGCUGGCUGGAGACCUUUAGUUUUCAAAGACUCCUGAGCAUUUAUAUCUGUGAAUCAUAUCGGUCUAUCCUCUUUGAAUAAAAAUGUGUAUUUUUAAA